Loxodonta africana (African savanna elephant) is the source of this 1995-nucleotide messenger RNA. RefSeq names its product basic proline-rich protein-like. The transcript has 4 exons. NCBI's taxonomy places the organism in Eukaryota, Metazoa, Chordata, Mammalia, Proboscidea, Elephantidae. The record is from RefSeq and is a predicted model, not a curated record. Bases 1 to 1995 code for a protein of 664 amino acids.
AUGGGGAACCAAGAAUCCCUCUUUACAGGCUCGGUCUCUUAUCCAGCCUUACCACCAGCCCCCAUGGCCCACCACCACCCCUCUUCCCCCCACCGUCCACCACCACCAUCAGCCCCCACCGUCCACCACCACCAUCAGCCCCCACCGUCCACCACCACCAUCAGCCCCCACCGUCCACCACCACCACCAGCCCCCACCGUCCACCACCACCAUCAGCCCCCACCGUCCACCACCACCAUCAGCCCCCACCGUCCACCACCACCAUCAGCCCCCACCGUCCACCACCACCAUCAGCCCCCACCGUCCACCACCACCACCAGCCCCCACCAUCCACUUCUGACUCACAAACACCCCCAUCACCACCAGCCCCCACCGUCCACCACCCCCACGGUCCACCACCACCAGCCCCCACCGUCCACCACCCCCACGGUCCACCACCACCAGCCCCCUCCCCCCCACGGUCCACCACCACCAGCCCCCUCCCCCCCACGGGCAGUGAUGGUUCAGUGGCAGAAUUCUCGCCUUCCAUGCGAGAAACCUGAGUUUGAUUCCCGGCCAACACACCUCAAGCGCAGCCGCCGCCCAUCUGCCAAUGGAGGCUUAGGUGCCGUCCCGGCCUGCGCACCUGAAGACACCGCCGACCAACGGCGGAAGACACCGAGCUCUCACCGGGCCGCCGCCGCCGCCCCUCGCCGUGAGCGCCCGAGGCUCCGCCACCCACGGCGCGGCCUCCCCGACGGCCGCCACCUGUCCGGCCCCACCCGGGCGCCCAGCCUGCCGCCUCCGCGCACCCGCCCACAGGACACCCUCUCCCGGCGCGGCCGGCCCGACGCAGCCCUUUCUCCCCCACUCGCCCGGCCCAGCUCCCUCAGGCGCCCGGCUCGGCCCGUGGGCGGCGGGGGGGAGAAGGGAGCGGCCGCAGCCAAUCCCGACCUCGCCGGGCCUGCGGCGCCCCUCGCACGGCAAGAAGCCGUCCCCGCGGCCGGCGGCCCGGGGGCCCUCGGAAGCCCCGGGGAGCAGGGACCCAGAGGCCGGGCGGCGGGCGGCGGGCGCCGGGGCCUACUCACCGGGAGCUGGCGGAGCCUGAGGGCCGGCGCGCCCCCGGCGCCGCCGCCGCCGCCGCCGCUGCAGCAGCUUCGCCACCUCGGCCGCCAUCUUGACUCAACCCCUCUCCCUCCCCCAGCCCGGGCGGCCGCGGCUCAGGCGGCUUCGGCGCCGGCUCCUCCUCCUUCCGGAGGGCUGGGAGGCCAACUCCCUCCGCCGGCCGCGCGGCCCUUGCCUCGGGCGGGCCCUGUGAGUCGUGGCGCGCCCGCUUUCCUCAGCGCUCCCCUCCAGCCGAGACUGGCCCGGGCGGCGCCGUGCCUGGCCGGACCCUCCGCGGCCGCUCUCUCGCCCCGGGGCUGGCGUGUCCACCGCGAGCCGAUCCGGGCCUUCCACCAGGCGUGGGAAAGGGAAGGGCUCGAGCCCGAACCUUGGCCCAGCAGGCCCGGACCUCGGCCCGGCAAGCCCUCCGCGGCCCAGCAGGCCCGGACCUCGGCCCGGGAAGCCCUCCGCGGCCCAGCAGGCCCGGACCUCGGCCGGGCAAGCCCUCCGCGGCCCAGCAGGCCCGGACCUCGGCCCGGCAAGCCCUCCGCGGCCCAGCAGGCCCGGACCUCGGCCCGGGAAGCCCUCCGCGGCCCAGCAGGCCCGGACCUCGGCCGGGCAAGCCCUCCGCGGCCCAGCAGGCCCGGACCUCGGCCCGGGAAGCCCUCCGCGGCCCAGCAGGCCCGGACCUCGGUCCGGGAAGUCCUCCGCGGCCCAGCAGGCCCAGACCUCGGCCCGGGAAGUCCUCCGCGGCCCAGCGGGACGGCGGCGGCCUCAGAGCCUGGGCUGCGGAGGGUGAAGCCGCAGCCCACGAGGCUGGGGCUGGCGGGGCUGCACGUCCAUCUAGCUGACGACCUUUGCUGGGGCUCGGACUCACUGAAAGGCGGGCGGGGUUCCCUAAGUCUUUCCUGA